This is a messenger RNA of Dalotia coriaria, 1898 nucleotides long. It is a transcript of the gene BBS4, whose product is annotated as Bardet-Biedl syndrome 4. Gene Ontology annotation, biological process: protein localization to cilium; cilium assembly. Gene Ontology annotation, molecular function: protein binding. Lineage: Eukaryota; Metazoa; Arthropoda; Insecta; Coleoptera; Staphylinidae. Gene Ontology annotation, cellular component: ciliary basal body. The record is from RefSeq and is a predicted model, not a curated record. The transcript has 11 exons. Bases 504 to 1835 code for a protein of 443 amino acids.
UACUCAUGUAAUAAUAAAACCCACACAAAAGCUUCCCACGCGUAGUAAAAUAAAAAAUAAAAAUUCAAUAUCAAUAAACUGUGAUCCCAGGGCAGUUCCCAAGUGGCCAGUUCCAAACGUAUAUGAUCCACUUACCGUCGUAGAAUAACCCAGUCAUUGCCAUAACAACCCUUCAUGUUGAUGUUGAUGUUGACAAUACAAACAAUGAACAGACAAACCUCCAGUAGUAGUCCACUGCAGUAAAAAUACGAAAAAUUCAGUCACCGAAUGCACGAGUAUAAUAAAAUCGUAUUAUUAAAAGUGUUUGUGCUUUUUGUGCCAGAGGGAUUUGUCAUUUUUAUCUUUGACGGCCAAAAAAAAAACAACAAUGACUUCUCUACUUCUAAAUGGCACCCAGUCAACAAUUAAAAGCUCAAGUAAAACCGAUUUUAACCUAACAUCCAAUAAUCCGAAGCACUUCAUCAAACUGAUUGCAACGUACUCGUAAUUCCGGCGAAAAGUACAUGCCAGAACCACAUCCGAUGGAAAAGCUGAAUUGGCUCAUUCAUUUAUAUCACAUUCGUGGCGAAAUUGGACCUUGUCGAACGCUAAUAAACGAUGAAAUUGAGCAGAGUCAGGGGAAAAACGAAUUCGCUCUGUAUAAAAAGGGUAUAAUUCUGCGCGAAGAGGGAAAUCUGCAGGAAUCACUCGAAACAUUUCAGCAGUGCCAUAAAAUAAAUCCGGAAAACGUCGACAACCUCAAACAGAUUGGAAAAUGCCUCUUUAUGUUGAAACGAUUCCGGCUGGCACUCGAAGCAUACUUGCAAGCGGAAAACGCUGCACAAAAACAUGACUGGGAAAUCUUUCAUAAUAUAGGCGAAUCGUGCCUCCAACUGAAAGACAACAACCGCGCGAAAGAGUAUCUGGAAAAAGCAGUAAAUUUGGGCAAACAGGAAGUAUCCUAUAAUCUUUUAAUUAAAAUCUUAUCAAAAGAAAACGAAUGGCAGACUGCGGUAACCACGAGCAACAAAGGCGUUGAAUCCUGUCCGGAUAGUGCGGAUAUGUUAACGAAGUCAGGAAUUCUAUAUUUGCGGAUUGGUGAAACCCAACACGCAUUCGAGCGAUUGAGUUCAGCACUAGCAUUGGACGCGAGCAACCACCGAGCACUGCUGGGAAUUGGCUGCAUUACACAAAAUCACGAGGAACACGACGUAGCACUCUCCAAAUACAAGAUUGCUGUGCAAACAGAACCGAAUUCGGUUGCCCUGUGGAAUAAUAUCGGAAUGUGCUUCUACGCAAAGCAGAAAUUCGUUGCGGCCGUCACCUGCCUGAAAAGAUCGCUGUGGCAUUCUCCGCUCAACUGGAAAGUCCUAAUUAACUUGGGACUGGUGAAUUUGCACACCGGGCAAGCUGCCUCAGCAUUCAACUUUAUCUGCGCGGCAGUAAACAUUCGUCCGGAUUUGGGCCACACAUUUAUGCUGCUCGGCUGUGCUUUGCUGGAAUUAAAUGAUAAGGAAAACGCAUUGCAAGCGUUAUCUCAAGCUCUGGCAAUGAGUCCUGAUGAUGCGUAUAUUGUUUUGAAUGCUUGUUUGUGUUAUUAUCAAACCGGACAUCGCGACAAGGCUGCUGAAUUGCUCGAGCGCUUUAAAAACUUAGCGAAUGGUGUCAAAACAGAAGAGUUAAACAAACUCUACGUUAAAUUGGAUUUAAGCCUGACUGCCAUCAACGAUGCUGACCAGCCCCCGCCUCCGCCGCCAACCGGGAUUAAAUCCAACGAAAACAUUAUUAAUAAUCCCGACGAUAGUGCUGCCACUGAGGAUACAAAAGAGUCAACAAACAUUGCAGAUAUGGUUUAAUUCUAUCACAUUUUACCAAAUAAUUAGCAUUAAAUAUUUCGGUUAGAACAUUUUCCCACUUAA